Messenger RNA from Bipolaris zeicola 26-R-13, 1197 nucleotides. RefSeq lists its product as uncharacterized. Lineage: Eukaryota; Fungi; Ascomycota; Dothideomycetes; Pleosporales; Pleosporaceae. The record is from RefSeq and is a predicted model, not a curated record. Gene Ontology annotation, biological process: cellular response to oxidative stress; protein phosphorylation. Bases 1 to 1197 code for a protein of 398 amino acids. Gene Ontology annotation, molecular function: calcium/calmodulin-dependent protein kinase activity; ATP binding; calmodulin binding. The transcript has 4 exons.
AUGGCCACCAAGACUUCCAACGGUGGGUCUGGGGCACAGGCACCACAAACACCCCAGGUCCAGCCUUGCAGAUACAAGACGGGCAAGACUCUGGGUGCGGGCAGCUACUCAGUCGUCAAGGAGUGUGUGCACAUCGAUACAGGGCGAUACUAUGCCGCAAAGGUCAUCAACAAGAGGCUUAUGGCCGGCCGAGAACACAUGGUCAGGAACGAGAUCGCAGUAUUGAAGAGAGUUUCCAUGGGCCACAGGAAUAUCCUUACACUCGUCGACUACUUUGAGACGAUGAACAACCUCUAUCUGGUCACCGACCUUGCGCUUGGAGGCGAGCUCUUCGACCGCAUCUGUCGUAAGGGAAACUACUACGAAUCCGACGCCGGCGACCUGAUCAGGGCUACUCUCUCGGCAGUCGCAUAUCUCCACGACCACGGUAUCGUGCACCGAGAUUUGAAGCCGGAGAACUUGCUGUUCCGAACACCAGAGGACAAUGCCGAUUUGCUUAUCGCCGAUUUCGGACUUUCUCGUAUCAUGGACGAGGAGCAAUUCCACGUCCUCACAACAACCUGCGGUACGCCAGGCUACAUGGCGCCUGAGAUUUUCAGGAAGACGGGUCAUGGCAAGCCAGUCGACAUUUGGGCCAUUGGUGUUAUUACGUAUUUUCUGCUUUGUGGCUAUACUCCCUUCGACCGCGACUCGAACCUUGAAGAGAUGCAAGCCAUAUUGGUUGCCGAUUAUUCUUUUACCCCUCUAGAAUACUGGCGAGGCGUCUCACUCACGGCGCGCGAGUUCAUUCGUCGAUGCUUGACUGUGGAUCCUGCAGCACGCAUGACCGCUCAUGAGGCUCUCUCCCAUCCCUGGAUCACGGAGCUUGGCAAGAACAAUGCUGACGGCGAAGAGGAUCUGUUGCCAACUGUCAAGAAGAACUUUAAUGCUAGGCGCACACUUCACGCUGCUAUUGACACGAUCCGUGCUAUCAAUCAACUCCGAGCUGGUGGUGCUGCGGGUAUGAUGGACGGUCAGCGAUCAGCGGAACCCCGACGAGGGGCGCCCCACGCGCGUAUUCCCCAACCGGCAGAUGAACCCGACGACCCGAUGGAGAUAGACAGCAGGGGAAAUGGCCAUGGCCAGACCGAAGAGAUGAUCCAGGAACAAGAGCGGAGAAUUAGGGAGACUCAGCAGGGAUUAUGGGGAAAGCGCUGA